Molecule: messenger RNA, 1679 nt
Organism: Lotus japonicus
Lineage: Eukaryota; Viridiplantae; Streptophyta; Magnoliopsida; Fabales; Fabaceae
Product: cleavage stimulation factor subunit 50
Exons: 14
Coding region: 213-1517 (434 amino acids)
Biological process (GO): mRNA 3'-end processing
Cellular component (GO): mRNA cleavage stimulating factor complex
Molecular function (GO): protein binding; RNA binding
Source: RefSeq, a predicted model, not a curated record
AUGGUUUCCAAUGCCAAAUCGCCUAAUGAACGAAGAAGAGGACACAGCAAAGUGGCGUCAUUUUUAAAACGCAUUGAAAGUGGCGGCAGCAAAACAAAGCGAUGAGGAAGCAACAGCUCCUUCAAUUUAACAGCUAACCAAAUCAAUAGAUUAGAUUAGAUUCUAGGGUUUCAGAUUCGAGAUCAAUCCUUUGUUUUUCUCUGUCAGAAUCCAUGGAUAACAACAGUAACUCAGACCAAAUUGUACUCGAUGGCAAACUCUACAGACUCCUCAAUUCUCUGAUCGUCGCUCAUCUUCGUGACAACAAUCUCACUCAGGCUGCAACUGCUGUUGCUUCAGCAACCAUGUCACCACUGAAUGUAGAAGCACCUCCCAACAGGCUUCUUGAGCUCUUUGCUAAGGGUCUUGCAGUGGAAAAAGAUGAUGUGUCAAGAAAGACUUCAUCUUCUCCCUUCCGCGAUUUGGGUGCAUCAUUCCCAGUGCCUCGUCCUGGCGCAACAGCCAUUGAUUUCAGCUUUGUGCCAGAUAUAAAAGGUUCAUCCAAGAGCUUCCCAAAGCAUGAGACACGACAUCUUUCAGAACACAAGAAUAUUGUCAGAUGUGCUAAGUUUAGUCCUGAUGGAAGGUUUGUUGCCACUGGAAGUGCAGAUACAUCAAUAAAGCUAUUUGAGGUUUCAAAGAUCAAGCAGAUGUUGCUUCCUGAAGCAAAGGAUGGUCCUGUGCGGUCCGUCAUACGAACAUAUUAUGACCAUAUACAACCAAUAAAUGAUUUGGAUUUUCAUCCGCAAGGUACUAUCCUGAUUUCUGGAGCCAAAGAUCAAACAAUAAAGUUUUUUGAUAUUUCAAAAACCAAUGCAAAGAGAUCAUCCAGGGUUAUCCAGGACACACACAAUGUUCGCUCUGUUUCUUUUCACCCCUCUGGGGAUUUUCUGCUGGCUGGGACUGAUCAUGCAAUUCCACAUUUGUAUGAUAUAAACACCUUUCAGUGUUAUCUAUCAGCAAAUCUCCUGGAUAUUAGUCCUAAUGGAGCCAUAAACCAGGUCAGAUAUUCUUCUACAGGUGCCAUGUAUGUUACAGCUUGUAAAGAUGGUGCUAUUCGGUUAUGGGAUGGCAUCACCGCCAAUUGUGUGCGCACAAUAAUUGGAGCACAUGGAACAGCUGAGGCUACCAGUGCAAUUUUUACAAGAGAUCAAAGGUUUGUCCUCUCCUGCGGGAAGGAUUCUACCAUAAAGCUUUGGGAAGUCGCCUCUGGAAGAUUAGUCAAACAGUAUCUCGGAGCUACACAUACACAGCUAAGAUGCCAGGCAAUGUUUAAUGAGACAGAAGAAUUUAUUCUUUCUGUAGAUGAAUUCAGCAAUGAGAUCGUUAUCUGGGAUGCGAUAACAUCAGAAAAAGUAGCAAAGUGGCCUUCUAAUCAUGUCGGUGCACCCCGCUGGCUUGAACACUCACCAGUAGAGUCUGCUUUUAUUUCAUGUGGAACUGAUAGGUCAGUUCGGUUUUGGAAGGAAAAUCUAUAGGUACAAAGUGAAGGAGUUCAAAGAUAGACGCUAAAUAACGAUCCUCUUUCUCACACUUUGAAUUUUACCCUGUAACAUCAGUAAACGCAUUCACAACAUGAAAUUGGUGGAUAAUCUUUUAGCAGUGUUUGAGUGAGAAUCAAAUUGAUUGAUGUUCUAAAA